AUGGGCACGAUUUCACAAGAUCAUGCCAAGUUGGACUCGAACACAAUUGCAGAUGCCAUUAGGCCGUUGGUCGAAGCAGACCCUUCAAUAAAGGUGAAGUCUAUUAUUGCAGAAGUUCAGUCCAGGUUCAACUACACUGUAAGUUACCGCAAGGCUUGGUUGGCAAAGCAGAAAGCUGUCGCAAAGGUUUUCGGUGAUUGGAAAGUUUCUUACCAAACUCUGCCAGUAUGGUUGAAAGCAACGACUGCGAAGAUGUCGGGGUCUCGUGUUCAAAUAAAAAUGCUCCCUGUUUACCGUGAGAGUGAGGAGGUUCAAAGUGUAAGAGUUCUGCAUUACAUUUUUUGGAGUUUCUAUCCGUGUAUUGUAGCAUUCAGACACUGCAAGCCACUAGUGCAGGUUGAUGGAACGCACCUGUACAGAAAAUAUAAAGGUGCACUUCUGGUUGCGGUUGCACAAGAUGGGAACCAAAACAUUGUGUCCGUUGCAUUUGUAAUAGUCGAGGGCGAGACGACAGAUGCAUGGGAGUUUUUCCUAACCAAUUUGCGGAGAUAUGUUGUUACCAUUGAUGGCUUGGGCAUUAUUUCUGACCGGCAUACCUCCAUCGAUGCUGCAGUAGCUCGCAGUAACGGUGCAUGGUCACCACCAAGAGCGUGGCAUAUGUACUGCAUCAGGCACAUCGGGUCCAACUUCUUAAGGAGGUUCAAGGCUCAGUAUUUGCAUAAAUUCGUGGUUAACACAGGUAUUUCAUUUCGCUAUUAUGGUUCUAUUCAUAGUAACUUUGUGGUAUCUACUUACGGAGCACUCGCCCCACCAAGAUCAUACCAGUGCUGA
Messenger RNA from Arachis ipaensis, 831 nucleotides. RefSeq lists its product as uncharacterized. The record is from RefSeq and is a predicted model, not a curated record. NCBI's taxonomy places the organism in Eukaryota, Viridiplantae, Streptophyta, Magnoliopsida, Fabales, Fabaceae.